UCAGCUUCAUCAGCUCAAGCCUUCUCCUUUAGCAAUCACACCGAACCUUUCCACCACCCCCUCUUGAGUUCAGUUCUCUUUGUCUCUUACAAGGCCAACAUGGGCGUCAUCACCUAUUCGCAAGAGAUCACAAGUGUUGUUGCACCGUCAAGGAUGUUCAAGGCUUUGUUCCUUGACUCACAGAAUAUGCUGCCCAAGAUUGUUCCCGAGGGCAUCAAGAGCAUUGAGUUCAUUGAGGGAGAUGGUGGAGUUGGUAGCAUCAAGCAAACCAACUUCGGUGAAAGCUCCCACAUCAAGUACAUCAAGCACAAGAUCGAUGCUCUUGAUGCGAGCAGCUUUUACUGCAAAUAUACUAUGAUUGAAAGUGAUAUAAAAUUUGACAAGAUUGACUUGGUUGUGGAAGAUGUGAAAUUCGUUGCUGCUGGUAGUGGAUGUGUCUGCAAGAUGACCAGCGAGUACCACGUCCAAGAGGGUUGUGAGCUCAAGGAGGAGGAUAUCAAGAAGGGUAAAGACAGAGCUAUGGGAUUGUACAAGGCUAUUGAGGAGUACCUUGUGGCCAAUCCUGAUGUUUGUGCUUAA
Messenger RNA from Eucalyptus grandis, 579 nucleotides. Its product is annotated as major strawberry allergen Fra a 1-3-like. Gene Ontology annotation, biological process: abscisic acid-activated signaling pathway; defense response. The record is from RefSeq and is a predicted model, not a curated record. NCBI's taxonomy places the organism in Eukaryota, Viridiplantae, Streptophyta, Magnoliopsida, Myrtales, Myrtaceae. The transcript is spliced from 2 exons. Gene Ontology annotation, cellular component: nucleus; cytoplasm. The coding region runs from base 100 to 579 and encodes 159 amino acids. Gene Ontology annotation, molecular function: abscisic acid binding; protein phosphatase inhibitor activity; signaling receptor activity.